Molecule: messenger RNA, 586 nt
Organism: Vombatus ursinus (common wombat)
Lineage: Eukaryota; Metazoa; Chordata; Mammalia; Diprotodontia; Vombatidae
Product: acidic proline-rich protein PRP33-like
Exons: 3
Coding region: 5-472 (155 amino acids)
Source: RefSeq, a predicted model, not a curated record
CACCAUGCCCGCUACCAAGUGGUUACUGCUCCUCUUCUCAGUAGCCCUGUUGGGCCUGAGCUCCGCUCAAUUCACUGAUGAGGAGGAUGAACAAAAUUCAGAGGAUCCAUUAGAUGUACCAGCACCGAACGACUCCCAGGACGAUGAUCAGAACCCCGGCCAGCAACAAGGUGGUAACCAAAAACCUGGGCCUCCAGGUGGACAACAAGGAGGUCCUCCAGAGGGUCCGCAAGAAGGUCAGCAAGGUGGUCCACAAGGAGGCCCUCAAGAUGGUCAGCAGGGAGGCCGUCCAGGUGGUCCACAAGGAGGCCCUCAAGGUGGCCAGCAGGGAGGCCCUCAAAGUGGCCAGCAGGGAGGCCCUCAAGGUGGUCCACAGGGAGGCCCUCAAGGUGGCCAGCAGGGAGGCCCUCCAGGUGGCCAGCAAGGAGGCCGUCCAGGUGGUCCACAAGGAGGCCCUCAAGGUGGCCAGUAAGGAGGUCAUCCACUCUCCUCACCCCCAAGUGCAUAAGAAGGAAGAUGGACAUUCAGGAGGCACCCUCGAAGUCCUCAUGUGGACCUGGAUAUUCGAUAUACUUCUUGAUCUACU